UUUUACUUUUAACAUUACCGGAACCCACCUUCCCUCGCCCAAAAAAAAAGAGCUCGUGCUUUUGCAAAGCCGCCUCUCUAUAGAUAUACGAGUACUGUAGUACAUGAUAUCGUCGCCUUCAAUCCUCAAAGAAAAUACAGCGCCUGGUCGCAAAUCAUAUACUAUACACACCAAUUUUGCACCGAUUUUCCAAUUGCUUCUUCAAUUUUAUGGGUUAUUGCAGCUAAUAAUUUGCCCUGGUUUAUCUGAUCUAUCGCGAAUCCGAGGUUUCACUUAUACCAGGGGUAUUAUAUACGCUAAAGGAAUAAAUAUCCCAUCAGCUCCCACAGGAUGCAACUGUCGUGGUUCUUGUCUUAAUCCAAGAAUUUGUUCUUGUGCUAAACUCAAUGGUUCUGAUUUUCCCUAUGUUCAUAAAGAUGGUGGUAGACUCAUCGAGCCAAAGGCUGGUGUUUUUGAGUGUGGUCCAAAUUGUGGGUGCGGACCUGCCUAUGUCAACCACACUUCUCAGAAAGGAUUGAGAUAUCGGCUUGUGGUUCUUUCACUUGUUCAUUAGCCAGAUUUCAGAUUCUUCUAUUCAUAUGAGUGUUGCAUAUUCAUUUCUGAGGUUGUUUCUAUAUCAACGGGCAGUUUUUUCGUACUCCAAACAAGGGAUGGGGUGUGAGAUCAUGGGAUUAUAUUCCUUAUGGAGCAACCAUAUAUGAAUACAUUGGUCUUUUGAAGAGGACAGAUCAGAUUGACCCUGCAGCAGAUAACAACUAUGUUUUUGACAUUGACUGCUUGCAAAUAAUGAAAGGGCUUGAUGGGAGGGAGGCAAGUAUCCUGUUAUUUUAUCGCCCAAAUUUCCAUUUCUUGUUCUCUUAUGUCAUAUACAGGUCUUCUAGGUUUAGCCGAAUGGCGCCUCCAAAACUACUAUUUUCUCCUGGACUUGAUAUAAGAUUUAGCUGUGUACAAAUUAUCCAACUUUUGCACUCUCUGAUAGUUUUGGCUGUUGCAGUUUUCCCAGAGAUCAGGCAUCAUGACAAUAGCGCUAUUCUCCCAUUUGGGCUUUGGUUUCUUUGUUUUGUUUUCUUAUCCACUUUAUUUUAUUUUGUUGUUCUACAGAGACGGCUGGGUGAGGUUUCUGUCGGGAAACUGGCCGAAGGAUGUUGAGAUGACGUCUGAUGGAGGGCCAGAGUAUUGCAUUGAUGCUAUCUCUGUGGGAAAUGUUUCGAGGUUUAUUAAUCAUAGGGCCUAGGUAGUCGGAUAAAGCCAACAAGACAUCUAUAUUAAUAGUAUUAGUUAAUAGAGAAUGCCAAUUUUAUUUUUUCCAUGAAGUAUUUGUGUAAACAAUGACAUGACUAAUGUGUGUGUAUAUAUAUGGUGUUUUUAUGUAUAUAUGAAAGCAAAUAAUGGUAAUUUUAGAGACCAA
This is a messenger RNA of Capsicum annuum, 1408 nucleotides long. Its product is annotated as histone-lysine N-methyltransferase, H3 lysine-9 specific SUVH4. Gene Ontology annotation, molecular function: zinc ion binding; histone methyltransferase activity. The transcript has 3 exons. NCBI's taxonomy places the organism in Eukaryota, Viridiplantae, Streptophyta, Magnoliopsida, Solanales, Solanaceae. The record is from RefSeq and is a predicted model, not a curated record. Gene Ontology annotation, cellular component: nucleus. The coding region runs from base 104 to 553 and encodes 149 amino acids.